Molecule: messenger RNA, 1067 nt
Organism: Limulus polyphemus (Atlantic horseshoe crab)
Lineage: Eukaryota; Metazoa; Arthropoda; Merostomata; Xiphosura; Limulidae
Product: peroxisomal trans-2-enoyl-CoA reductase-like
Exons: 9
Biological process (GO): phytol metabolic process
Cellular component (GO): peroxisome
Molecular function (GO): trans-2-enoyl-CoA reductase (NADPH) activity
Source: RefSeq, a predicted model, not a curated record
UGUCUUGAAGAAUACAGAGAAUUUAGUGUGGCAGUUGUCACUGGAGGAGCAACUGGAAUAGGUCAUGCAGUGACUCAAGAAUUACUUUAUUUAGGCUGUAAUGUUGUUAUUGCAUCACGAAAAGAAGAACAGCUAAAACAAGCUGUGACAGAAUUGAAGGGGGAAAUAGAGGAAACGUCACCACCUCGACUAAUGCAUGUUCCAUGCAACAUCAGGCAAGAACUUCAGGUAAAGCAUUUAUUUGAGGAAACAUUAAAGCAGUAUGGAAAACUGGACUACUUGGUUAAUAAUGGAGGUGGACAAUUUCUUUGUCAAGCUGCUGACAUUAGUAAAAAAGGCUGGAAUGCUGUUAUAGAAACCAACCUGACUGGAAUAUUUUUAAUGUGUCAAGAAGCACAUAAACAGUGGAUGGGUGAGCAUGGUGGGGUUAUUGUUAACAUGUUAAUGGACAUGGACCGAGGUGUUCCUAUGAUGGCCCAUUCAGGAGCAGCACGUGCAGGUGUGGAAAACCUCACAAAAUCUUUUGCAGUAGAAUGGGCACAUCAUGGCAUCAGAGUUAAUGCUGUAGCACCAGGGAACUCUAUAUAUUCUGAAACAGCAGCAAAAAACUAUCCCAUAGACGUUUUUGAGAGAGUAAAACCUCAUCUUCCAGCUAAACGGCUAGGUACCCCUGAGGAGGUAUCAGCAGCCGUUUGUUUUCUUCUGUCUCCUGCAGCAUCAUAUAUAACAGGAGAAACUGUGCAUGUAGAUGGUGGGGGUCGUCUUUACAGCCCACUGUUUUGGACUGUACCAGAUCACAAAAUGCUUCAACCAUUCCACAGUAAUCAAGGUGUUGAAGAGGCUACCAAACCUAAAUCAAAACUUUAACCUUAUAUCUGCAUUAUUUUAUAUAAAAAUUGAUUUGAUUACAAAAUAGUGUCAUUGUACAAAAACAAUUAGUAAUUUUGGUUAAAAUAUGUUCCAUAUAAGUAUAGCAUAUUGUUUUCUGUAAAUAUUUAAUGGUUUUACUCCAUUGAAUCAUUUAAUGUUUGUGAAUUUUGACCUGGGUAAUGUUUUAAAUAUAAAUA